Brachypodium distachyon (stiff brome) is the source of this 1525-nucleotide messenger RNA. Its product is annotated as protein LOW PSII ACCUMULATION 1, chloroplastic. The record is from RefSeq and is a predicted model, not a curated record. The coding region runs from base 189 to 1175 and encodes 328 amino acids. Lineage: Eukaryota; Viridiplantae; Streptophyta; Magnoliopsida; Poales; Poaceae. The transcript is spliced from 4 exons.
CUCUCCUUCUCUGCAGCCACAAAUUCAAGUGACGGUUAAAAAAGAAAGAAAAGAAAAACAAGAAGAAAGGAAAGGCAAUCCUACGCGGCCCUCCACCGCAGAGUAGUCAGCGAGAAGCUCCGGUCUGCGGCCGUGCACGCUGCGGCCGGGGGGCAGCCGAGCAACCUGCUGCACCAAGACCAAGAGGGAUGGCGGUGCCGGUGCGGCUGAUCCCCUCCCCGCCCACCGUCUGCCUCUCCACCCCUCUCCUCUCCCUGCCGCCGAUUGCUCGGAAGCCAUCGCCCUCCUCAUCCUGCAGCGGCAGCAGCAGAGCACGCCCCGGCUUCCGCUGCUCCGCGGCGAACAAGCCCUCCCCUCCUCCUCCUGAGGUAAGCAGCAGCAACAGCAGCAGUAAUUCCAUGGCCAAGAUAAGGAGCGAGGUCCUGUCCCCGUUCCGGUCGGUGCGGAUGUUCUUCUACCUGGCGUUCAUGGCCAGCGCGGGCCUGGGCAGCCUCAUCGCGCUCACGCAGCUCGUCCCGGCCCUGACGAACCCGGCGAGGUUGGCCGGCGCCGCGGAGACGCUCAGGGGCCUGGGCAUCGACGUCGCGGCCGUCGCGGUCUUCGCCUUCCUCUACUCGCGCGACAGGAAGGCCAGCGACGCCCAGGUGGCCAGGCUCACGCGGGAGGAGAACCUGUCCAGGCUCAAGCUGCGCGUCGGCGCCGGCGGCAGGGUCGUGCCGCUGGGCGAGCUGCGGGGCAGCGCGCGGCUCGUCAUCGUCGCGGGACCCGCCGAGUUCGUCGAGGAGUCGUUCCGCCGGAGCAAGCCGUUCCUGAAGGACCUCAUGGACAGGGGCGUGCUCGUGCUGCCCUUCCCGACGGACGGGAACACGCCGGCGCUGCAAUUCGACGGGGAAGCGGAGGAGGGUGAGAAUGAGGGCGACGGGAUCGGUGAGAAGAGCAAGAGGCUUUGGCAGCUCACGCCGGUUUACACUUCCGAAUGGGCCAAAUGGUUGGAGGAGCAGAAGAAGCUGGCCAAUGUGGCACCUGAUUCCCCUGUGUACCUGUCGCUCAGGAUGGACGGGCGCGUCCGUGGCAGCGGCGUCGGGUACCCUCCAUGGCAAGCCUUCGUGGCGCAAUUGCCGCUAGUGAAAGGAAUGUGGUCGGGUUUUUUAGAUGGAAUGGACGGGAGGGUGUAGUCUUGCCAGUUUGUUGCUCAAGUUGAAUAUUGACGCGGCUAUGGUAACGGCAGUGACGAUGAGGCUGCCGGGCUGCAGUUUUCUAGCCAAGGAAGCGAGUGUCAUCACUUCAUGUGUUCGGGACUCGGGAGGAUCACCCACUUCAUUUGUUUAGCCUCUUUCUGUAGAUGACGUGACUCUUAACAGUUAAUAAAGGUUGCCCGAGUUCAAAAAAGAGUUUAAUACAGUGUGUGUGUUCAAUAAGCAUUUCUAAUUCUCUUGUAAAAUUUCAAAUGAACAAAGAAAGAAACUGUGCGUCGUUGGUACAAAAUGUAAAAUUCAAAUUUGGUAUCGGCAGUAAAUUUUGAGCA